Oryzias melastigma (Indian medaka) is the source of this 3696-nucleotide messenger RNA. It is a transcript of the gene bmp3, whose product is annotated as bone morphogenetic protein 3. The record is from RefSeq and is a predicted model, not a curated record. NCBI's taxonomy places the organism in Eukaryota, Metazoa, Chordata, Actinopteri, Beloniformes, Adrianichthyidae. Gene Ontology annotation, biological process: BMP signaling pathway; SMAD protein signal transduction. The transcript has 3 exons. Bases 306 to 1694 code for a protein of 462 amino acids. Gene Ontology annotation, molecular function: cytokine activity; growth factor activity. Gene Ontology annotation, cellular component: extracellular region.
CUCUCUCGUGCGCGCGGUCGUGAAGAAACCAGCUGGUCCCUCGCGCCCUAUAAUACCACGCACGACGUGCUUUACCUUCAAUGAAAGCUGGCUGCGUCUGCGUGCCGGAACCUCUCAGCUGCAUGUUCAGGCGGUGUUAAAGUGAUCUGUUCUCAGGGUUUGAGGUUUGUUUGUGACUGCUGUCAAAAGUGAUGAGGACUCCUAGAGUGAUGCUGUCUUUUUGGAGUUAGGAGACACUUUUGGAGACUUGUCAGGUUGGCCGCCGCUGCUCUUCUUCUCAUCGCUGCGUGAACUUUGUCUCAAGAAUGGCCUUCUACUCCCAGAUGGUGAUCGUGCUGCUUUACGCAUGGAGCUCUCUGUUUCUUGGAUAUUGCGCGAUGCUGAAGGCAAACAGUUUCCCGCAGAGACGGAAGGUGGAUUUUACGCAUUCAGUGGAUAAAAGGGACGCGGUGCAGGGAGAACGAGAUCUGCUCUUACAGGACACAAUGACGAAGCACAUGCAGAUGUUGUAUGCGAAGUACAACCGAGCUGGAUUUCCCUUCAGAGACGGCAACACUGUCCGCAGCUUCAAGGCGCAUUGGGGUACCAUAAAUGAGAAACAUCUGCAGAUUUUUAACCUGACUUCCCUCACCAAGUCAGAAGAUGUUCUGUCUGCCACUCUUCAUUACUACAUCGGAGACCUUCAGAACAGCACCUGGGGUUGCUCCAGGUCAAAAAGCUGUGGCCGCCAUGCUGUCCUGAGACACAACCACAUCCACAUGGUCAUCUGGAGUUUUGCCUCCGUAGAUAAUAAGAUGAGGAGCCUCGGACACUUGCGCAUCAAUGUGUCCACCCUCUACAGGGACUUCAUUUCUUGGCAGUGGAAGGACAUAACACGUGUUGUCAACCAGGCCAAGCAUCACAAAGAGCUGCUCAUUGGAAUUGAUGUAGCUUCACAAGGGCCCCAACCAUGGAAGAAACUUCUGUCGGACCGUUCACCCUACAUCCUGGUCUAUGCCAAUGACUCUGCCAUCUCAGAGCCAGAGAGCGUGGUAGCCACUCUGCAGAGACAAGGUUCGGUGGCCAACAAGGACCUUAUGUCACACAGAUCCCAUGCAGGGGGACUUCAAGAGCAAAACAACACAGAGCAUCUGCAACACAGACACAGGCGCUCUGUGAACGUUCUUCUCCCUUUGCAAAAUAAUGAGCUUCCUGGGCCUGAGUAUCCCUACGAAACAACGGGGUGGGAUGAGACAAGUCCAUAUGAGCCUUUUGAGAAAAAGCAGACCCGUCGGCCUCGGAAAAAGACACGCAAGAACCAGCGACACCAGAUGCCUCUGCUGCAGUUUGAUGAGCAGACCAUUAAAAAAGCCCGAAAGAAGCAGUGGAACGAACCCAGAACCUGCGCUCGGAGGUACCUGAAGGUGGACUUUGCAGACAUUGGAUGGAGUGAGUGGAUUAUUUCACCAAAGUCCUUUGAUGCCUACUACUGCUCAGGGUCCUGCCAGUUUCCUAUGCCAAAGGCUUUGAAGCCCUCCAACCACGCGUCCAUUCAGAGCAUCGUGCGGGCGGUGGGUGUCGUUCCUGGCAUACCAGAACCAUGCUGUGUCCCGGAGAAGAUGUCGUCCCUCAGCAUCCUGUUCUUUGACGAGGACCAAAAAGUGGUGCUCAAAGUCUAUCCCAACAUGACGGUGGAUUCCUGCGCCUGCCGGUAGUCCUCCCCCCCAUUUUGCACUUCACAUUGUACUGAGUGGAAAGCAGCGUCCCCUUCAGUUGCUCUAACUCCCAUGCAAACGAUCAUGGGAGAGCAGUCCGAUGUCUGUGUAAAGAGGAAUUAAGGACGGUGUGAGUGAUCCUGCUGGAAGAUUCUCCAACUGACAGUCAGACAAGGUUCUUCAUGGUGAGAAUGCUGUCAUCAACUUACCUCCAUGAAACCAACAAAACCCUAAAGGAGACCAGAAUGUUUACUUUUUAGAGGAACUGAUUUCUGUUCGGGGGUGUUUACAGUUGCAGUUUUUAUCCCAAAGUCACCUUGGCUCACACGUUGAUGUUUCUUUUUUACAUGUGAGAUUGUUUCUGCAUCAUCAGUGUUCAAAUCCAAAUUACAAAUGACGGGCCAGCAGGUGACCGAGCAUCUUUGUGCUCACAUCAUUGCUCUACUGUUCCAAACAUUCAUUAGUAAGCUGUGUUUAUCUUCAUUCACAGCAGAGAUUGUGGCAGACCUAUUUUCCUCCAUCACAGCCAUCUAUAAACCAACAGGAACCAGAAUAUACACACUAAGUCCAUGUAAGCUGGACAGGAGUUCAGAAGACUGAAGGAAAACAGUUUGAAGGCCACAUGUAAAGGGACAACUUGCUCGUUUUUAACACAUUAAUCUUACUGUAUAUACAUUAUGUCACCUAUAAAAAGACUUAAACAUUCUUAAAGAUAUAUCAAGUCACAAAAGGAUUUCUUUAAUCAACAAAGUAACAGUAUCCACAUGUGGAACAAUGUCUCAUCCAGGCUCUGUUUUUAGAGACGCUUAUAUUUGUGCUGGAGCCAGGAAUUGCCCCAAAGCUGCCAACAAGUGGUCUUGUGGUGGAUUCAGAAUUGAUUUUCAGCCAGCUGCCUCCCCUCUUCCCACCAAGUCUGAAAGUGGAACCACAAUCCUGUGUUGCAGUAAGCGGAGUCCUGUGGAAAAGACUGUGUGCAUGCGUGUGUGUGCAGGAAUAUAAUAGAGUUGAACGCCGUUGACAUGGAGCGUGGUCUCUGUUGGACCACACCUUCAAAGGAGAACAACUCCUCACCAAAGUGCCUCCUCUUCUGUUGUCAUUCAUAACUCAAUCAUCUAUUUAUUUAGAACAAAUAUGCUUGCCUUGUUUUAAAAACCUAAAUACACAGCAACCUUUACUUUUUUUUCUCCAUUUGUUCAUUAAAUUGUACAUAGUACAAUGUUGCAAACCUGAAGUUCAUCUGAAGGACAGACUCUUGCUCUUUGAUUGCAGCUCAGCCGCCUGAGCUCACUUCACAGUAAAACCAGUUAAAGUAUGGUACACAAUAAAAUGUCUACAAUGUUUUACUGCAGAGCAAAUUCUGCCGAAUGUCAAGAUAUUUAGAAAAUGUAUUUCAGGUUAAUUACUUUUUUGAUAUUCCAGUCAUCAUAAACGUUGCCUUGAUUUAAAAAAGCAGCAUAUUUUUUUAGCUUUUGUAUUUUUGUACUGACAUGUUUUCAAGUAGUUUCAACACAGAUUUGGAGAAAUGUGCUGCAGGACGCACUUCUGCUUUUAACUUCUGCAAUGUUGCUCCAUUUUCCUUGUAAAUGUUUUUCUGAAGGUAAAGGAGAAAUGCUUGUACCAUAAGCUUUAUAAAGUAUAUAUUUGUAUAUGGAAAGACCUUUAAUGUGCAUUUAUUUAUUUUCUGUGUGUGUCAUAUCUCGUCGAGGUAAACUCUGAAAAGGCCAGAUCAAAGCUGAUAAAGCUCUUCAUUUGUGAUGGAGAUGAGUCCAAGUGAUCAGCUGUUUGAGGGUUUAUCUGAGUUUCAAGCCUCCUUCCAAAGCAUUCAAACAAGCAAAUAAAAAUACGCAAGACAAUGAAAUUCUUUUGAGGGUUUUUUUGUUCUAACACAAAAAAGAGAAAUUUUACCACCUAUUUCAAUAUUCUAGAUUGGAAUUCCAGAUGUUUUUGUUUUGAGGACUUUUCUGUGUGCAACAAUGAUUAUCUAAAGGAUAACCUCAGUGGU